GCCAGUGCGCCACAGGCCCAUCUCCCCUGCGGGGUGGGAGUCACUGGGGCCUCGGAUGGUUCCUACCAUGUCUUCUCCCUGCCAUCCAGCCUCUGAACCCUGAGGCACACAGCCGGGGAGCAAGGGUAUGUCCUUUGUUUCUGGGGAGGGUGACCUGCACAAGGUCAGUAGGCAGGCUUGUCUCUCUCCUCCCCACCCCAGAGGUGCUUUAUCUGUGCAACAGGGCUUGAGGAGCUGGGCCUGUCAUGCACCUGACAGCUUCUUGGCGUGGCCGGUGUCCCUCCAUCCUGCAGAUGGCUGGCCAGGGCCUGACCACGCCUGCCCUGGUGGGAAACAGGCACAGGGCUUGCUACUGCUGCGUGUGCCACACCACAGCGCAGCCUUGGCCCAGGAAUAUUCGUGGCCCAGGUGGGCUCGUGGCUGCGUAUGCAUACCCAGAGGGUCCGACAGAGCACAGCUGGGGGCUCUCCACCUUUUUGGUGGAGCUGGAGGGCUUUUCUGAAGGGCUAAGCCUUGAAUAAAGGAGACGCUGCCCAGGGACCCUGGAUGCCUCUCUAGAGCAUGAGCUCGGGCAGGGGCUCCCGCUACGACCGUUUCUCCGGGGGGCCCCCCAGCCUGGCUGCUCCAGACAUCUCCAGUGGGACCAGAAUGGAAACGACCUUCGGGCCUGCCUUUUCUGCCGUCACCACUAUCACAAAAGCUGAUGGGACCAGCGCAUACAAACACCGCAGGACGCCCUCCUCCUCCAGCACCCUGGCCUACUCCCCCCGGGACGAGGAGGAUGUCAUGCCCCCGGUCAGCACUCCACGCCGCUCCGACUCGGCUGUCUCGGUCCGCUCCCUGCACUCGGAGUCCAGCAUGUCCCUGCGCUCCACGUUCUCACUGCCCGAGGAGGAGGAGGAGCCGGAGCCGCUUGUGUUUGCCGAGCAGCCCUCGGUGAAGCUGUGCUGCCAGCUCUGCUGCGGUGUGUUUAAGGACCCCGUGAUCACCACGUGUGGGCACACGUUCUGUCGAAGAUGCGCGUUGAAGUCAGAGAAGUGUCCCGUGGACAAUGCCAAGCUGACAGUGGUGGUGAACAACAUCGCGGUAGCUGAGCAGAUCGGGGAGCUCUUCAUCCACUGCAGGCACGGCUGUCGGGUGGCCGGGGGCGGGAAGCCCAGCGUCUUUGAGGUGGACCCACGAGGGUGCCCCUUCACCAUCAAGCUCAGUGCGCGGAAGGAGCACGAGAGCAGCUGUGAGUACCGGCCUGUGCGGUGUCCAAACAACCCCAGUUGCCCGCCCCUCCUCAAGAUGAACCUGGAGGCCCACCUCAAGGAGUGUGAGCACAUCAAGUGUCCCCACUCCAAGUACGGGUGCACGUUCAUCGGGAACCAGGACACAUAUGAGACGCACUUAGAGACAUGCCGCUUCGAGGGCCUGAAGGAGUUCCUGCAACAGACGGAUGACCGCUUCCACGAGAUGCAUGUGGCACUGGCCCAGAAGGACCAGGAGAUCGCCUUCCUGCGCUCCAUGCUGGGCAAGCUCUCAGAGAAGAUCGACCAGCUGGAGAAGAGCCUGGAGCUCAAGUUCGACGUCCUGGACGAAAACCAGAGCAAGCUGAGCGAGGACCUCAUGGAGUUCCGGAGGGAUGCGUCCAUGCUGAACGAUGAGCUGUCCCACAUCAAUGCACGGCUGAACAUGGGCAUCCUAGGAUCCUAUGACCCGCAGCAGAUCUUCAAAUGCAAAGGAACCUUUGUGGGCCACCAGGGCCCCGUCUGGUGUCUCUGUGUCUACUCCAUGGGGGACCUGCUCUUUAGCGGCUCCUCUGACAAAACCAUCAAGGUGUGGGACACGUGUACCACGUACAAGUGCCAGAAGACGCUGGAGGGCCAUGAUGGCAUUGUGCUGGCGCUCUGCAUCCAAGGGUGCAAGCUCUACAGUGGCUCAGCAGACUGCACCAUCAUUGUGUGGGACAUCCAGAACCUACAGAAGGUGAAUACCAUCCGGGCCCAUGACAACCCAGUGUGCACGUUGGUCUCCUCGCACAACAUGCUCUUUAGUGGCUCCCUAAAGGCCAUCAAGGUCUGGGACAUUGUGGGCACUGAGCUGAAGCUGAAGAAGGAGCUCACGGGCCUCAACCACUGGGUGCGGGCCCUGGUGGCCGCCCAGAGCUACCUGUACAGUGGCUCUUACCAGACAAUCAAGAUCUGGGACAUCCGGACCCUCGACUGCAUCCAUGUCCUGCAGACGUCUGGCGGCAGCGUCUACUCUAUCGCCGUGACGAAUCACCACAUUGUCUGUGGCACCUAUGAGAACCUCAUCCACGUGUGGGACAUUGAGUCAAAGGAGCAGGUACGGACCCUGACGGGCCACGUUGGCACUGUGUAUGCCCUGGCAGUCAUCUCAACACCAGACCAGACCAAAGUCUUCAGCGCGUCCUAUGAUCGGUCCCUCAGGGUCUGGAGCAUGGACAACAUGAUCUGUACGCAGACCCUGCUGCGUCACCAGGGCAGUGUGACUGCACUGGCUGUGUCCCGGGGCCGGCUCUUCUCGGGGGCUGUGGACAGCACUGUGAAGGUCUGGACUUGCUAGGAGGAUCCAGGCUGGGUCUUGGUUUCCUCUGGGCCUGCCCUCGGCCUGUCCAAGCCAGGCUGGCCACAUGAGUGUUCGUGGGGUCUCUGCCUGCCCUGUGGGGACAGGCAAGCAGGCUCAGCCAUCCAGCAGUGCCCUCCCCACCCUGCGCCCAGCGAGCCUCCCUCUGCUUGGCCCUGUAAUCAUCACAGCCAAGAUGGUGCCCAGCCCCUCUCCGGGUGUCAGGUACGACAUUCGCCUGGCCCACACCUCCAUCCCGCCCCGGAGGGACUGUGGGCCUUUUUACUCACUUUUUGUACUGUUUUUAGACUGUAUAUAGAUUUGAUUACUUCCUGACUGAAAUAAAAGCUGCACAGACUGUG
Manis pentadactyla (Chinese pangolin) is the source of this 2933-nucleotide messenger RNA. RefSeq names its product TNF receptor associated factor 7 (gene TRAF7). The record is from RefSeq and is a predicted model, not a curated record. The transcript has 21 exons. Gene Ontology annotation, cellular component: nucleolus. The coding region runs from base 562 to 2571 and encodes 669 amino acids. NCBI's taxonomy places the organism in Eukaryota, Metazoa, Chordata, Mammalia, Pholidota, Manidae. Gene Ontology annotation, molecular function: protein binding; zinc ion binding. Gene Ontology annotation, biological process: ribosomal large subunit assembly; Notch signaling pathway.